Messenger RNA from Lodderomyces jiufengensis, 2223 nucleotides. RefSeq names its product ubiquitin-protein ligase. The coding region runs from base 1 to 2223 and encodes 740 amino acids. Gene Ontology annotation, biological process: protein ubiquitination. Gene Ontology annotation, molecular function: ubiquitin protein ligase activity. The transcript has a single exon. Gene Ontology annotation, cellular component: cytoplasm. NCBI's taxonomy places the organism in Eukaryota, Fungi, Ascomycota, Pichiomycetes, Serinales, Debaryomycetaceae. The record is from RefSeq and is a predicted model, not a curated record.
AUGAAUAAUAAUAAUGAUGAUUCAUCUACAAAUUCAAAUUCACAGGAUGAUUUAAGAAAUGAAAGACAACUAAGAAGACAGCGGUUAAGAGAUCAUCAUCAGGAAUUAAUUGAAUUACAACAAAGACUGCAACAAGAGUUUAAUCAACAAUUAAAUGAAGAAUCAUCAUCUACCACCAACCAAUCAUCAAGUACACAUCAACCACCACAAAUUAAUCCCGAAACAAAUAAUACUUCAAGAAGAGUUCCCAGAAACUCAUUGUUUCCUCCAUUCCGUCGAUCUUCUCGUUUAAAUCGUUCAUCUAGUAAUCCAUCUGAUAAUAAUGAUAAUAAUACUAAUAGCAACAAUGAUUCAAAUAAUAAUGAUUCAACUGAUACUCAAGAACCUAGAAGAGGAUCAGAGUCACCAGAUAGAGCAAUAGUAAUAACUGUAAAUUAUCUAUUUUCUGAUGAAAAUAGACCAAAUAAUCCAAAUAGAUCAGGAUCAUUAGUUUUAUCAUUACCAAAUAAUUCAAAUAAUAGAGAUCCAAAUGCAAUUCAAGAAUUUAUUAGAAUAGCAACUCAAAUGGCUUAUCAAUUAGUUGUACAAGGUUUAAAUAAUAUUCAACAACAAAGAGGAAUAACGUUAUCAAAAUUUCAACUGUUUGAAAAAAUUUUAAAUUUAAGUCAAUUAAAGAUUAAUGAUAAUUUACAACAACCAGAACAACAAGAUGAGUCAUUGAUUUGUCCUAUAUGUUUUGAAGAUUUUUUAUUUGAAAAAAAUAUCAUUGACUCUAAAGAAGAUUUUGAUCUGAUUGAUGAUUUCACAAAAGAUGAGAAAGAUGAAGACGAAAAAAUUGAACUGAAGAAUGAAGAAGAAGAAAGUUAUAUCACAAGUAAAAGAAGAAAAUUAGUUGAUAAAACAUCAAGAUUAUUAAGGAGAUUUUCAAGAUCAAGAACUGAAACUAUAGAUAGAGAAGAAUUAACGAGAGAUAAUAAUAAUACUCAAACUAAUCAAACAAGUUCAAGUAUCAAUAAUAAUGAAACAAAUACAAAUAAUGAAUCUAAUAAUUCAACAUCUCAACAACAAGAACAACAACCAAUUUAUUUGAUUGAUUUUAAAGAACCUUUUCAACAUAUUCCAAUAAAAAUGCCAUGUAAUCAUAUUUUUGGACAAGAUUGUUUAUUUGAAUGGUUAAAAUCAAAUUCUACAUGUCCAUUAUGUAGGUUUUCAGUAGCUGAACCAGUGGAACAAAGUGCUAACGCAAAUCCAAAUAAUAAUAAUAAUAAUCAAAUCAAUGGAGUUACAACUACAAAUUUCCCACCACAACAUCAAACUAUUAAUGGUCAAAAUUUUACAUUUUAUACAAUUUCAAAUAAUAUGAUCAAUAAUAAUAACAUUAACGAUAACAUCAACACACCGCCAAAUUCACAUAAUAGUAACAAUGAUGUUACAAAUCAUCACAAUCAUUCUCAUUCUCAUACUCAUACUCAUACAACAACUCAUGCAACAACUCAUUCUCAUACUCAUUCAAAUAUAAAUCAAGUAAAUUUUACAAAUCAACUAGCAAAUAUGUUAAGACCUGCAUUAAUGGGAUUAACGAAUAAUUCAACAACUCAACAGCAACAACAACAACCUCAAGAUUCAUCAGCAGCCACUUCUAAUGAAUCUCCUCGAUCUCAAUCUUUACAUCAAUCACCUAUAAAUAGAUCAUAUACAUCAGGUUGGUUUUCAACAUCAUCCGAAGAAAACAAUGAUAAUAAUAGUAUACCAUCAAUAACAAAUCAACAACAAAAUCCAAAUUCAACCUCGAAUCAUGAAUCAUCAAAUUCUAAUGUAAAUAAUAAUAAUAAUAAUGAUCAAUCAAAUAUUUUACCAUAUAAUGAAAUUUUCAAUUAUAUAAGACAUGGAUUUUCAAGAGAUUAUAAUAAUAAUAAUAAUAAUAAUCAAAACCAAAAUCAAGGUUCAUCAAAUUCAAAUUCAAAUUCUUCUUCUAAUGGUCCUAAUCAAUAUAGAAGAAGAUCAAUGAUUAAUGCUAUAUUCCCAGUUGGUAUAAGUAGUAGACGUACUUCAAAUGGUGUUGAAACUACUUCGACUGAAGCAAGAUCAAUUAGAAGAUUAUUUAAUGAAAGAGGUGAAGAUCAACAACAAGAUCAACAACAAGAUCAACAACAACAACAACAAGAAGAUGAUCAUGAUAAUAUUGAUGAUCAAAUUGAUAGUUUAUUUGAUAGACUAAUCUAA